Messenger RNA from Pristis pectinata (smalltooth sawfish), 6229 nucleotides. RefSeq names its product sodium-coupled neutral amino acid symporter 1-like. Lineage: Eukaryota; Metazoa; Chordata; Chondrichthyes; Rhinopristiformes; Pristidae. Gene Ontology annotation, biological process: L-glutamine transport; amino acid transmembrane transport. Gene Ontology annotation, molecular function: L-glutamine transmembrane transporter activity. The transcript is spliced from 16 exons. The record is from RefSeq and is a predicted model, not a curated record. Bases 368 to 1849 code for a protein of 493 amino acids.
GACGAGAGCUUUGCAUUGGGUGACUGUGUGUGGUUCUGCUAUCGCGAGUUCCAUUGAGUUAGUUGCAUAGAGAAACUUGAACAACGACUGAAGACUUUUAUUCAUCUACACAACCUAACGGCACAUCCGAAAGUAACCGUCCCGCCAACAUCUGAUUGGAGUUUCAUUCCCUUCACUCAGUGCAGUUGGUUCAGACAGAACCACACAACCAUUUUACAACGUGUUCGCACCCAUCAAAACGUGUUCUGGGGGUGUGGAGUCGGGGUUUCUUUACCCUUCAAAGGCAUACUUGAUACAUUUGAUAUUUGAGAUAACAUUUGAAGAAUUUUUCUGACUACUUCCGCCAAUCACUGAACUGGAACUUGCGAUGGCAGAUCUGGAACUUAAGGCCAGCACCAAAUUUAAUGGACCUGAAACUGAAGCUGUAGAAGGUGGAAUGAAAGGAAAAAGCAUUCAUAAUGAUGCCGUUGAGAGCACGAGUUCCCUUCCAAACAAGGGGGAGCAUUCUGGAUCUACCUCCAUGAAGAUGUCCGUCUUUAACCUGAGCAAUGCCAUCAUGGGCAGUGGGCUCUUGGGUUUAUCAUAUGCCAUGGCCAACACUGGGAUUAUACCAUUUAUAUUCCUUUUAGUUGCCAUUGCACUGAUGUCACUGGUAUUCAAUUCACCUUUUGCUGCAACACUUCAGUUGAAACGGGUAGAUAGCAUGUUUUUUUCAGAAGCACCUGAAUUCAUUGUCAAAUUGUCCAGUCCUUUUAAUGCUUCACACUUAAGUUCCAUGGUUUAUGAAACACUUGGUCAGCUAGCAUUUGGUAAACUGGGGAAAUUUGCAGUUUUCGGAUCAACAUCUUUGCAGAACAUUGGAGCUAUCUUGAGUUAUCUUUUAAUUGUCAAGAAUCAACUGCCACAUGUCAUCCAGUCCUUUACAUACCAAGAAAAUUCUGAAGUGUGGUAUUUAAAUGGCAACAGCCUUGUUAUAUGUGUGACUUUAGCCAUCAUCCUGCCUCUGUGUCUUUUCAAGAACUUAGGAUACCUUGGAUAUACCAGCGGAUUAUCACUUUUCUGUAUGAUCUUCUUUCUAAUUGUAGUCAUCUAUAAAAUGACACAACUUCCCUGUCCUUUGAUAUCAACUAAUCCUUCAAACUUUUCUUGCACAGACAUGUGCUCACCCAAGUACUUUGUCUGGAAUAAUAAGACUGUCUAUGCAUUGCCCACUGUGGCCUUUGCUUUUGUGUGCCAUCCAUCAGUAUUGCCCAUUUACAGUGAACUUAAGAAUCACACCUGCAAGAAAAUGCGGCUGGUUUCAGUUUAUUCCUUUGGAUCAAUGUUUAUCAUGUACCUGUUGACAGCAAUCUUUGGAUACCUUACUUUCUUUGGCAAUGUUAAAGAAGAGCUGCUUCACUCUUACACUGAUCCCAAUGACAGACUUAUUUUGCUAAUUCGUUUGGCUGUAAUUGUAGCAGUAAUACUGACUGUGCCUGUCCUUCUGUUCACUGUCCGCUCUUCAAUUGUCUUGUUGUUGUUCAAGGCACAAUUCAGCUGGAUUCAACACAUUAUAGUCACAGGCAGUCUGCUGUUUGUUGCUAAUCUUUUGGUAAUAUACAUCCCAACGAUAAAGGAUGUAUUUGCUGUCAUCGGCUCCACUUCUGCUAAUAUGCUGAUCUUCAUUCUUCCUGCCUUAUUAUACUUAAAGCUCGUAAAGAAUGAGUCUCAAGGAAAAUGGCAAAAAAUAGGCGCUGUAGCAUUUCUCAUUGUUGGGAUAAUGUUUAUAAUGUUUACUGUACCACUGAUCUUUGUUGAAUGGAAUGAAAGACGUGGCAAUUACACAAUCAUGAAAAGCUGCUCAGAAUGAUGGUGACACUGGUAACAGUCUGAAGAAAAUGACAAGGUUUGUUUGCCAGUCCAGAGUGUUCAGUGAAGCAUUAUUCAGUCAGAAAUUUGUCUCGUUAACCAAGAAGUGUCGCACCUGGUAGCUUACCUGCUACAAUUUUUAUGAUAAUACAAACAGACCGCUUUGGACCACAAUGAAGCUGCAACCUUAACGGAUGUAUAAUCAUAACUAGAUUGUUUUAAAAUUUUCUCUAUUUUAAACAAAACUAGUAACUAUUUGUCCAUAAUUACUGAUAGAUAAAAAUUUCUGGCAAUUUUUUGGUACUGAAAUUCUAGCUUUUGAUUACUUAAAGCAUUUUUCAUCCAUUUUGCAAAUUAUUCCAUUUUAAUUAUUUAAAAGACAAUUACGUUCCAUAAACCACUCCAUACCUUAUAAUCUUUUCCCCAAUCUUCUUUGAAACCUAUUGUAAAAUGGCAUAUUGUCAUCCAUCAAGGUAAUUACUUCUACCUCAAUUAUCAAAGGUCUCAGUUAUAAAAUUUAAUAUGAACAGGGUUUGAAAUAUCGUCAUGCAAUGCAAACAAAUGAGCACUUAAUGUAUUCCUUUUACUCGUUUCAAUGUUGAUAAAUAUAAGUAGUGCAGGAAUGACCUUGUUGCUAUAUUAUACAGGUAAAAAUGUGUAUCAAAAGUAUGUAAUUUGAGAUUGUUAUUUGAUUAUUAUGUAUAUACCCCAAUGUUCCAAGGCCCACUACCUCACUUAAAACAAGUAUUAUAGUGCAGACACAGCCACAAAAUGUUAUCUCUAAGGUUACAUGAUAUUUUAAUAUAGUUGUACCUUGCUACAAAUAGUCCAGGCUGAUGGUUCAUGGCAGCACUUGAGGCAUGCUACAUUCUCAAAGAUGCUUAAUCAAAGUCUUCCUAUUUGAUUAUAAGUGAUGUUAUGCACUUGUGUGUAGAUUUUGUGAGCUUGUUAUGAGCUAUAGGACUUUGAGCAUGGAAUGCAGAGGAUCCUGUAAUAGUGAGCUCUUUGCCCAAAUUUCAAUGAUAUCUUCUCCUUGUCAAACAUUUUUAAAAUGGAGGACGCAAUGGGGCUAUCUUUGACUUUUUGUACAAUAUAAAAUGAGCAACUGCAGAUCCAAUGGUCGGUUUUACAUCUGUUCCAAACUCCAUUUCUUUUGGAGGAUGGAAAACAAUCUGUUCAUUUGCUAUCAACAAAAACAACUUGUAUUUAUAUAGCACUUUUCGUGUGACAAAGCAUCCCAAGGCAUUUCCCAGGUAUAUUGCCAAACAACAUGUGGCAUCAUAGCAUCUCACAGUAGAAAAGAGAUAUGUGGAGAUUGAGGAAGGGAGUUCCAGAAAUUGGACCCUUGACUGCUGAAGGCACAACUGCAAUGGAGAACUACAAAGAUCUUGGAUGGUUGUAAUGGGGAGAAGAUUACAAAGAUAAAAUGGGGGAAGACAAUGAAAGGAUUUUAAAUCAAGGGUGAGAAUUUGAAAGUCAAACUACUGCUUAACCAGGAUCCAACAUAGGUCAGCAAGGACAAGGAAGAUGAGUGAAUGGGACUUAGUGCAAAUUAGGACUUGAGCAGCAUGGUUUGGAUGACCUCAAAUGUAUGGAAGUUUGAAUAAGUGGUUGGCAAGGAAUGCAUUAGGAUGAUAAAUUGUACUGAUAACAAAGGGACAAAGGUAGGUUUCAGCAAGAGAUGAGGUGAUGGAGAGACAGAAUUUAAUAAGUACCCUUCCAACUCACCAGGGCCUCAUGUCCCAUGCUCCUUCCACUCACCGCAGCCCCAUUUGCUGCCUUCCCUUUAAACUCACCAGAUUCACAUUAUAACCCAAUGUAACAUCUAAAACAAAUGAAUUAAAUAUGUGUUGGUGUAUUAAUGUACAUAACAUCCAAUAGUCUGGAAAAGCUGCUAGUCCAGCACCCACCAAAGUCCCAAGCAUGCCAAAUUAUCAUAGCUUUACAGUCCUAAUCUUGCACUUUCUUGCUGGUAGAUUUUUUUUCAAAAAAUUACGCAAAAUGGCUCCGGUAUAGCAAGAAAAUACUUUGUUUUUGAGAGUAGGCAAGCUUUCUGCAAAUGAUUUAAUGAGAUACAAUUUGAAUGAAUUUCUAUUGGUAGCAGAUUUGUAACUGAAACCAGUACAUCCCGCAGUUUUCAAUCUGUACGUAUCUUACAAUAGGAAAUAGAAUUUUGAUCUCUUUUAAUGGUAUAUAAAUUUGCUUCUGUGAAAUGCUUUCAUUUAUUUUAGUUUGGAUUACUGCUUUGUAAGUCUGAAUGCUUUCUUUUAAUAAAGUUGGAAUGUUGUCAUAUACUUGCAAUUCAGGAAACAAUUGCACUGAUUAUAGACAAAAAUUCUGGAAUUUUGCAUCCACAAUCAUGUUAAAAAAUUUGCUUUGCUGUUAAAAAUACCGUUUCCAUUAUCUAUGGAAAGGAAAAUGUACUGCACAUAUCAACUACACUAAUUUUAAUAUUUGAACUUUUUGGACAUAUAUCAGAAUCAGAUCUAUUAUCACUGACACAUGUCGUAAAAUUUGUUGUUCUGUGGCACCAGUACAGUGCAAGACAUAAAGACAUAAAAUUACUUUAAGUUACAGAAAUAAAUAAAUAGUGCAAAAGAGGAAUAAUGAGGUAAUGUUCAUAGGUUCAUAGACUGUUCAGAAAUCUGAUGGUGGAGGGGAAGAAUCUGUUCCUGAAACAUUAUGUGUGGGUCUUCAGGCUCCUGUACCUCCUCCCCGAUAGUAGUAACGUGAAGAGGGCAUGUCCCGGGUGGUGAGGGUCCUUAAUGUUGGAUGCUACCUUCUUGAGGCACCACCCCUUGAAGAUGUCCUCAAAGGCGAGGGGGUGUUGUGCCCAUGAUGGAGCUGGCUGAGUCUACAACUCUCUGCAGCAUCUUUUGAUCCUGCACAUUGGAGCCACCAUACCAGGUGGUGAUGCAACCAGUCAGAAUUCUCCCCACUGUACAUCUGUAGAAAUUUACAAGAGUCUUUGGUGACAUACCAAAUCUCCUCAAACUCCUAAUGAAGUAGAGCCACUGGUGUGCCUUCUUCAUGACGGCAUCAAUGUAUUGGGCCCAAGAUAGAUCCAAGAGAUGUUGACGCCCAGGACCUUGAAGCUGCUCACCCUUUCCACCACUGACCCCUCAAUGAAGACUGGUAUGUGUUCUCCCAACCUCCCCUUUCUGAAGUCCACAAUCAUUUUCUUGGUCUUGCUGGUGUCGAGUACAAGGUUGUUGUUGUGACACCACCCAACCAGCCGAUCUAUCUCACUCCCGUACACAUCCUCAUUGCCAUCUGAGAUUCUACCAACAACAGUGGUGUCAUCGGUGAAUUUAUAGAUGACGUUUGAGCUGUGCUAAGCCACACAGUCAUGAAUGUAGAGAGAGUAAAGCAGUGGGCUAAGCAUGCAUCCUUAAGGUGUGCCUGUGUUGAUUGUCAGCGAGAAGGAGAUGUUAUUACCAAUCUACACUGAUUGUGGUCUCCCCGAUAAGGAAGUCGAGGAUCCAGUUGCAGAGGGAGGUACAGAGGUUCAGAUUUUGAAGCUUGUUAAUUAGUACUGAGGGGAUGAUGGUGUUGAACACCGAGCUGUAAUCAAUAAACAGCAGCCUGACAUAUAUUUUGCUGUUGUCUAGGUGCUCUAAAGCCGAGUGGAGAGCCAGUGAGAUUGUGUCCGCUGUAGGUUUGUUGUGGCGGUAGGCAAAUUGCCGUGGGCCCAGGUCCUUGCUCAGGCAGGAGCCAUGACCAACCUCUCAAAGCACUUCAUCACAGUAGAUGUGAGUGCUACUGGGUGAUAGUUGUUGAGGCAGCUCACCCUGCUCUUCUUGGGCACCAGUAUGAUUGAUGCCCUUUUGAAGCAAGUGGGAACCUCUGACUGCAGCAGUGAGAGGUUGAAGAUGUCCUUGAACACUCCAGCCAGUUGGUCAGCACAGAUUUUCAGUACCCUGCCAGGUACACCGUCGGGGCCUGAUGCCUUACGAGGGUUCACCCUCUUGAAGGACAUUCUGACGUCAGCCUCCGAGACAGACAUCACAGGGUCAUGAGAUGUUGUGGGGAUUUGCACAGGUGUGUUAUUCUCCCUUUCAAAGGAGAUGGGCAGCACGGUAGUGUAGCAGUUAGCAUAACGCUAUUACUACGCCAGCGACCCGGGUUCGAUUCCGACCACUGUCUGUUGGGAGUUUGUACGUUCUCCCCAUGUCUCCGUGGGUUUCCUCCCGCAUUCCAAAGACAUACAUGUUAAGAGUUGUGGGCAUGCUAUAUUGGCACCAGAAGUGUGGCGACUCUUGCAGGCUGCCCCCAGAACAUUCAACGCAAAGAUGUACAUGUGACUAAUUAAGAAAUCUUAUCUUAUACAUGCAUGUACAAUAAAGAAAUAUUGUGUAUUUCAAUUGUAUAAAGAUCUUUU